Messenger RNA from Bipolaris oryzae ATCC 44560, 1089 nucleotides. RefSeq lists its product as uncharacterized. The record is from RefSeq and is a predicted model, not a curated record. Bases 1 to 1089 code for a protein of 362 amino acids. Lineage: Eukaryota; Fungi; Ascomycota; Dothideomycetes; Pleosporales; Pleosporaceae. The transcript has 3 exons.
AUGAAUUAUCAGAACGUCACGCCACCCCCGAGAUUCACAGAUGACCCGUUGACGCCGCCAUCGACCGCGAAGAAGCCAUUUGCAGAAGCGCAUCGUGUUAUCGCUCUUUUCAAACAAAUUCACGCAGGAACUGACGCUGAGCGAGACGCGCGGACGGAGUUUCAGCUUGCAGACGGAGAGUACGAUCAGAUAGAGAGCACGCUUCAACAAGACGAUGUGCUUUCGGGAUACGUGGACGAGAAGAUACGGUAUGACUACGACGAAGACAAACGCAAAUUAGUCGUUCGCAUGCCUACCGAGAUACACGAACGUUUCAUCGACAAAGUGGAGGACGACAUUCGGAGCCAGCUAAAAACAAUACAAAAUGGAUCAGGCAAGAAGGCAGAAUUCGCGCAAAAAGUGCAUCCUGCCCGAUCGACCCAUAUACGUCUCGGCGAUAGCAUGUCGUCUAAAUCGAAGUACGAGCCAGACGCGUCAUUCAGGCAUAAACACGCACAAUACCCAGGUGUUAUAGUUGAAGUCGCGUACUCGCAGAAGAAGCCGUGUUUAGGCAGGCUAGCUGAGAAUUAUAUAUUGGACUCGGAUGCUAGCAUACGGGCUGUUGUAUGCGUACACAUUGAGUACGGCAAUAAGGAGUCGCGCAAAGCAACGUUGUCGGUCUGGCGACCCAAGUUGUUCAAUACUGAUGACGGACUUGAAUUACAAGCUGUAGAAGAGGUCGCAGAUGUGGCUUUUCGCGAUGAAGAAGGAAAUCCCGUUGAUUAUCCUGGCCUACAGCUCCGCCUCAGCGAAUUCGCCUACGAAGGACUCGCCCAGAAGGAAAUGGGUGACGAAGACACACUUGUCCACAUUUCUGGAACAAAACUCUGCGAAUACCUUAAUGCGGCAGAUGGCAAAGAAGAGAAAGCACUAGGCAAGCAUGUCUUUGCUAAGGAGGUCAAGAAGCGAAAACGGUCGGAAACACCUCCGGAAGAGAUUAGAGCGGGAGAUGAGGCAAUAUACGCCAGGGAAGAGGAGAGAGCAGCGAAGCGCACAGAUCGUGACAUGGACUAUCAGGAUAGAUCAUCGACUAAGAGCUUUUCAGACUAG